UAAACUUUUUAUAUUUCAAAAAUCAAAACCUAUACUCUACAGACAAACUAAUCAUUAUUACGGUCUACAUAGUCUUGAAAUUAUAUAUAUUUUAGUCGUUCCAGAUACAUAAAUCUUAUAACAAGGACGUGUACUUCGCACUACUCCAAUAAUACUUAGGAGAUAUCUUCACGUAUCGCAAAAGUUGAAUCAAAAUAUGGGCAUUGAUGGAAAUAAUAUAUUGGCUGAAAGCUUAAAGCGACAGGGAAUAGAAUAUGUGUUUGGAAUAGUUGGUAUUCCAGUAAUAGAAACAUCCCUAGCAUUUCAAUCGGUUGGAAUCAAAUAUGUAGGUAUGCGGAAUGAACAAGCAGCAGCUUAUGCAGCCCAGGCCAUUGGAUAUCUCACAGGAAAGCCAGGAGUAUGUCUUGCUGUAUCAGGACCAGGCCUUUUGCAUUGCAUUGGUGGAAUGGCAAAUGCUCAAGUGAAUUGUUGGCCACUGUUGGUUAUUGCUGGCUCUUGCCCAGAAGAUCAUGAGGGCAUCGGGGGAUUCCAGGAAUGGCUACAGGUGGAAUCCAGCCGUCUUUAUUGCAAAUACGCGGUGAGACCUCCAUCACCGAAGCUGAUUCCUUUACACGUCGAAAGAGCUGUUCGAAGCGCAUGUGCUGGCCGACCGGGUGUCGCAUACCUGGAUAUGCCGGCUACUCUACUAACGGCAGAGGUGGAUGAAGAUAAAGUACCGAUGGACUUCUAUAACGCCGGCCCGUUGACACUUGCGCACCCCGAUCCGAGUUUAGUAGAUCGCGCUGCGGAGGUACUAUCAAAGGCAGAGCGCCCACUGGUGAUUGUAGGCAAAGGCGCGGCUUAUGGAAGAGCAGAGGAGCCUAUACGGAAAUUGGUGGAGAAUACAAAAAUACCCUUCCUGCCUACACCUAUGGGCAAGGGCGUGGUUCCGGAUGAGUCGCCAUACUGUGUGUCGACUGCUCGUACGCAGGCCCUCCUCAAGGCAGAUGUGGUACUACUCCUCGGGGCUAGACUAAAUUGGAUGCUCCACUUUGGGCAAGUGCCACGAUUCGCGCCGGACGUCAAAAUUAUUCAGGUGGAUAUAUCACCAGAGGAAUUCCACAAUAGUGUUAAGUCUGAAGUCGCUGUACAUUCCGAUAUAAAACCGUUCGUACAUGCGCUUGCGCAGAACCUUGCGAAUAAGAAGUUCUCCCUACAGCCAAGUGGUGGCUGGUGGCAGGCACUGAAGGAGAAACAGAAGAAGAAUACUGAAUUUGUCGAGGCUCAAGCAAACGACAAAUCACUUCCGUUGAACUACUACGCCGUAUUCAAGGCUGUGCAGGCGAAUAUACCUAAAGAUUCCAUUAUAGUGAGUGAAGGAGCGAACACUAUGGAUAUUGGAAGAGGGAUGCUUCUGAAUAAUCUUCCGAGACAUCGGUUGGAUGCAGGCACUUUUGGCACUAUGGGGGUGGGUCCGGGUUUCGCAGUGGCAGCGGCCAUGUGGUGUCGGGACCACGCACCUAACAAACGCGUAGUUUGCGUAGAAGGCGACUCGGCCUUUGGAUUUUCAGGUAUGGAAAUCGAAACGAUGUUCCGUUACAAACUGCCUGUCAUUAUCGUUAUUGUAAACAAUAACGGAAUAUACAGCGGGUUUGAUAAAGAGAUGAUGCAGGAUAUACAGGGGAGCGGUGAUGUCGCACAGUGCACGCCACCAACCGCUCUAUCCAGCGAAGUGAGAUAUGAAAAAAUGAUGGAAUUGUUCGGUUUCUCUGGACAUCUCUGCCGCACCACCCAAGAGAUUGAGGCCGCUCUUAAGGAAGCCGUCAAAGUGACAGAUAGGCCCAGCAUUAUUAAUAUUCUAAUCAAUCCACAGGCAAACAGAAAACCACAGACAUUUAAUUGGCUCACUGAGUCCAAAUUGUAAAUUUUUGAUGUUGUGUCGAACCCUUAGAAAAAAAUAUGAGAUUUUUAAACUAUCACAUGUAAUACAAAAAUUAUUUCUAAAUGGGACCAAUUUUAGAGUAAUUUAAUAAUUUUUUUAUUGAUCCUUGAAAACACAUACAGGAGUAGGGUACUUAUAAGGAAACCGGUCAAAAAACAUUUACAAGAUGAAAUAAUUGUGAUAGAAAUUAAAUCCACAGCUCUUGGACUAUUAUACUUUCAUUAGUCAUUUAUAUAAAACAUUAAGUUACUUAACAUUCCUUUCAUAU
Pieris rapae (cabbage white) is the source of this 2189-nucleotide messenger RNA. RefSeq names its product 2-hydroxyacyl-CoA lyase 1 (gene Hacl). The transcript is spliced from 12 exons. Gene Ontology annotation, molecular function: thiamine pyrophosphate binding; magnesium ion binding; catalytic activity. Gene Ontology annotation, biological process: fatty acid alpha-oxidation. The coding region runs from base 197 to 1903 and encodes 568 amino acids. Lineage: Eukaryota; Metazoa; Arthropoda; Insecta; Lepidoptera; Pieridae. The record is from RefSeq and is a predicted model, not a curated record. Gene Ontology annotation, cellular component: peroxisome.